Scomber scombrus (Atlantic mackerel) is the source of this 1203-nucleotide messenger RNA. RefSeq names its product mRNA decay activator protein ZFP36L1-like. Bases 1 to 1203 code for a protein of 400 amino acids. Gene Ontology annotation, molecular function: mRNA binding; metal ion binding. The record is from RefSeq and is a predicted model, not a curated record. The transcript has 4 exons. Lineage: Eukaryota; Metazoa; Chordata; Actinopteri; Scombriformes; Scombridae.
AUGCCCUCCGACUUUCUAACACCUUUCCUGGAACUGGAUGAGGAGUUCUGCAAGAAUUUCCACAGCCUGGAGGUGACAGAUGGCUUGUCCACCAGCUCACAGCAGCAACGGCAGCAGCAGCACAGUCAAAGAGUCCUCGGCUUCCAGCGUCGCCAUUCUCUCUGCCCCGUGACCCUCCCCAACUCCAAGUUCAACAUGAGCGAGUCGGCCUGCUGGGGGAUCAACAUGUCCCCCAACCAGCAGUGGAAGAGGGACAGUCAGCUUCCUCGCUCCUCGCUCAGUCAUAUCCCCUUCAGAGUCGACCGCUCCGUCAGCAUGAUCGAGGGCAACGUCAGCAGUUUGGGAGGCAGAGAGGACAAACUGGCGAACGUGUCCCCGCCGCUGCUGCUCCCUCCACCGGGCUUCUGCAUCAGCAACAGCUCCCUCUCCUCCGCAACCUCCCCCUCUGCCUCCAGACCCCUGGCCCCCCCCUCGCCUCACAUCUCCACCCGCUACAAGACUGAACUCUGCCGCACCUUUGAAGAAAGCGGGGUCUGCAAGUAUGGCGCCAAGUGCCAGUUUGCCCACGGCAUGGACGAGAUGAGAGGCCUGAGCAGGCACCCGAAGUACAAGACGGAGCCUUGCCGCACUUUCCACACAAUUGGCUUCUGCCCGUACGGUGCCCGCUGCCACUUCAUCCACAACGCCGAUGAAAUCCAAAAUGGCAACGGCGGCGCCCCCGAGCAGAAGCAGAAGCUCAGGCCUCCUCCGCUCCGUCACAGCUUCAGCUUCGCAGGCUUCUCCUCCUCUCCACAGACUUUCCAACCAGUCGAGGAGUCGCAGCCCAACUCCCUCCUCUUCACUCGGGCCUCCUCGGUGUCUCCUCCUCCAUCCUCAACAGGAAGCCCAGAGCUCCUGUCUCCUCUCUUCCCUGAGCCGGGGAACCUGAAGCAUUGCCCCUACUCCUUCACUGGCAUCACAGACAUGUCCAAUGACAGCGGAGAUCAAGCUCUGCAUUUCUAUGCUGUCUCAGAUUCUGUCAGCGCCAGGUUCUCCCUGAACAGCCUCCCGAGCCUUCAGCGCUGCUCCUCGGCUGACUCCCUCUCUGAGGAAGGCUACACCUCCUCCUGCUCCCUCAGCUCUUCCUCCAGCGGCACAGAAUCGCCGAGCUUCGAGGGCCGACGCCUGCCCAUCUUCAGCCGCCUGUCUGUCACAGACGAGUAG